AUGAGCUUGUUCGCUCAUAUUGACAUUUCAUCAAUUGUAGUCCUCUUCCUAAUAGCUUAUGUUUCACAUUACUAUUAUAAAUAUUUUACCCGCGAGAGUCCUCUCCCGGGCCCGAUUCCUCUACCGCUUGUAGGAAAUGUCCUUACGAUUGCCCGUGAUAUCUCUAUCUGGCCUUCAGAAUUACAAUCCAAGUAUGGGGACUUUUUUGAAGUUUACAUGGGUCCCAAUCGCAAGAUUUGGGUAUGCAAUGAAGAACUAGCUCAAGUUAUUUUAAAGCCAGUUGCUCGUGGUAAUUUUCAUAAUCGAAUUGAUAAAGAUUGCGAUAUCAACGAGAUUGGAUUAGUCAACUUUGGAUUGGCGUUAAAUACAGACUAUGAUAAUUGGGCGUUCAUUCGGAAAUUUUAUUCGAAAGCCAUUUUCACACCAGCCUUUAUGAAACAAGCUUUAGUUAAAACAGAGGAUGUAUUUCGGAAGAUGGAAAGCUAUUGGAUGAGAAUGGGCGAAGAUACUGUGCUGGAUCUAUCUAGUUGGAUAAAAAAUUUUAUGCUGGAUGCAACUUAUCUACUUACCACAGGUCAAUCCAUGGAUACAAUAACCAAUUAUUAUAACAUGCUUUCCCCUGAUAAAGAUACCGAUAUUCCCAGUAACGUGUUAAAAGAAAAUGCCUAUGUAUCUAAAUGCUCGGCCGAAUUCUUGGAUGCCAUACUAUGGUUUAUGAUGGUCCCAAAAUUUGUUCGAGAUUUUCCAGGAGUUAACUCAUACACAAAAAGACUAAAGAAGCAAGUUGGAUGGUUAAGGAAUCGUCUUCUUAAAAUUGUUAAGACUCGAAGAGAAGAAAUCCAAAGAACUCCUGAAAGCGAAAUGUUAACCCCAGAUCUUUUAACAAUGUUUUUAACGGUCAACACACCACGUGACAUUACCGAGGGAAUUGCGGAUGAUGUAAAUAGCCGACCAAUGACUGAUGAAGAGAUUGCUCCAAAUUUUAUGGAGAUCUCACUUUCUGCAGUUUAUUCGUCAACAGAUGUAUUGUGCAAUUUAUUUCAUACGAUAUCUCGACGUCCUGAAGUGAAGAAACGUAUAAUUAAGGAACUUGAUGAAGUUUUUGGAAAAGACUCAAAUGCUCAGAUAACGUAUGAAGGCCUUAACAAGUUAGUUUAUUGUGAUGCCCUUUUGAAUGAAGUUGCCAGGGUGUCGUCAGUUUCGCCAUUUAUUGUUAAGAAAAACGAGAAACCCGAUCAGAUCGGUGGUUACGCAUUUCCAGAAAAAACUGAAUUCUUUAUAAAUCUUAUUGCAAUUCGUAAACACAAAUCUAAAUGGACGGAUCCUGAAGUAUUUAAUCCAGACAGAUUUUUAGACGAAUCUCAUCCUGAUUAUGGUAAAGACGUUUAUCUAUUUGGUAGCGGAUUAAGAAAAUGUCCCGGAAGAAACUUGGCAAAGAUUCAACUAAAAGCUACGAUCGCUUUGUUUUAUAAAAAGUAUGACCUUGAACUGAUAUAUAAGAAUGCUCCAUUAAAGUAUAACAGAGCAUUGAUAAGAGAAUGUAUUGAUUUUAAA
Messenger RNA from Acaulospora morrowiae, 1554 nucleotides. NCBI's taxonomy places the organism in Eukaryota, Fungi, Glomeromycota, Glomeromycetes, Diversisporales, Acaulosporaceae. The record is from the annotation of a GenBank genome assembly.